GUUGGAAACCUCCGCAGGCUCAGGUGCUCCUCACACAGCGCUGCGCCAAGACGCGACGGAGCUCGUCCGCAAAAACUCUGGUUCUGCUGCGCCGCGCAGGAAAUUAGAACCAGCUACUUCUCCUCCUUGAUGGGAAACAGUUCAUCGUAAUUUAAAGGCCUACAGCACCAACAUAACUCAGAGAAAAGAGCUUCCAGAGUCCUGGUCACCACAAUGAGUUGGGCGGCACUCUACGCCCAGCUGGGUGGUGUCAACAGACACUCCACCAGUCUCGGAAAGAUCUGGCUCUCUGUCCUCUUCAUCUUCCGCAUCACUAUCCUGGUCCUGGCCGCAGAAAGCGUUUGGGGAGACGAGCAGUCAGACUUUACGUGCAACACGCAGCAGCCUGGUUGCAAGAACGUCUGCUACGACCACUUCUUUCCUGUGUCACACAUCCGCAUGUGGUGCCUGCAGCUCAUCUUUGUCUCCACACCAGCUCUGCUUGUAGCCAUGCACGUCGCGUACAGAAAGCGCGGGGAUAAGAGGACCAUGCUGGCCUCCAACGGCACUGAAAACACUGACAUAGAGACCCUGAAGAAAAGACGUCUGCACAUUACAGGCCCUCUUUGGUGGACCUACACUUGCAGCCUGGUCUUUCGGCUUAUCUUUGAGGGUGGUUUCAUGUAUGCGCUGUACUUCGUCUACAAUGGCUUCCAGAUGCCCCGGCUUGUGAAGUGUGAGCAAUGGCCUUGCCCCAAUAAGGUGGACUGCUUCAUCUCCAGGCCAACGGAGAAAACUGUCUUUACCAUCUUCAUGGUUGCCUCUUCGGCCAUCUGUAUGGUGCUGAACCUGGCCGAGCUGUUGUACCUCAUCACCAAGGCGCUCAUGAGGUGCUCAAACUGGUCAAACAACCGGAAACGCCCCUACACUGAGAGCGUGACAAGGGACAACAAGAAGAACGAGAUGCUGUUGUCGUCCUCCACGGAUUCAACCAGCAACAAGACCAUGUGCUGAAGAGCAAAGAGAGGGAUAAACUGUAGAUCCAUCUGUGAGCCCCCAUUAGAGCUGUCUCGUGGGAUGUAGAGUCUGUAUUACUGUGGAAAGGUAUCAGUUCAGCUUGUUAACCUGCACAGAAUGACCCGAGGGAAGUUGGCUUGGAUGGUAUUUUCUCACACAUGGCCUUAAAUUUUUCACUAAUGCACUGUAGUGUUGUUCACAGCUGAGUAAUAUGUAGUUGAGUCCUACCCAGUUAUUAUUUUUGUCCAUCAACAGAGAGGAAGUCACCUGCUCACUAACAUUUAGAGCAGUUUAACCAAAAAUACAUUAAUUUACAAGUAAAAAAAAAUCGCUUUAAAGCUAGAACCUUGAAGGACUAUCUGCUGUAAUCUUAGAGGCAUGUUUGAGAUGAAAUGUGCAAUAAUCUCUGCAAAAUCCUUGCUUUGUUACAAUAAUAUAGAUAGAGAAUAUUUUUUUCCAAGAAUCCCAAACAGUAGAAGAACCAGCAUUACUUUGCUCAUAAUUUGUAAAAUAACAAUACUAAGUGACACCUUAAUUUUUUAACACUGGAGAUUUGUGUUUGAUGCUUGAAGUCUUCCGCUGUAACAAAAAUGUGAAAUAGCUUUUGUUCCUGAGGUGAAUGAGCCUACACUGACAUCUAGUGGUGAAUAAGGAGAAAGCGAGUAUGAAUGCAGGGGAUGUGGUUUACAGGAACUGACAUAUUUUCAUGGUAAUUGAGCAAAGGCAGAUAGCUUGAAGAUUUUGCUAUAUUGACUCAAUUGAAUUUUUUUAUUUUUUUUGUGUGUGUAAAGAGUUUACUAUGACACAUGCAUUCAUUUCACUUCUUUAAGUAAAUACAAUUAAUCAAUGAAUUGAUUUUUUUGUUUUUUUGUUGACCAAAUACCAUUCAACAAAAAGACAUGGUAUCGCUCUUCACCACAAUUUUAUAGAUAAAACACAAAAAGAUAAAAAGUGCAAUAAUAUAAAAAGAAUAACCCUAAGAGCAGCUCAGCAUUUCAGCAGCUUGAGGAAACAAGCUGUCUACCAAUCUGGUGGUUCUGCUCUUGAAGUUAAAUGGUUUAUAGGGAGGGUGAGAAGAGUUUCUGAAACAGAUUCUGGACAGAGUAGGGAGUGACCUCUGCUACACAAUAGAUCUGUUAAAUUGCAGUUAAAUCAACCAAAUUCUUUUUAUGGCUUUUGGUUUGCGUUUUAUUUAUUUAUUUUUUUGUACCCUGUCUUACAAACUAUUCAUACCACUUGACGUUUUCCCAUUUAAUCAUGUUACAACUACAAACGUCAAUGUAUUUUAGAUCAGCUUUAGACCACUAUCCAAGAAGUGGAUAAUUGUGUAAGGGAUGUGGUGGUACAUGUUUUUUAAACAUUUUAUGAAUACAUGCAGCUUUACUGAAACAAUACUGUCUAGAACCACCUUUUCCUGCAGUUACAGCUGCAAGCAUUUUCUGGUAUGUCUCUUCAAGCUUUUUGCAGCUCGAGACUAAAAUGGUUGCCCAUUCAUCUUUCUAAAAUAGAUCAAGCUCAGUCAGAUUGGAUGGAGAGCAUUUGUGAACAUCAGUUUUCAAGUCUUACCGCAAAUUCCCAUUUGGCUUUUGGUAUGGACUUUGACUGGGCCAUUCUAACACAUGAAUAUGCUUUGACCUAAAUCCUUCCAUGUAGCUCUGGUUGCAUGUUUUAUUCUCCUGAAGUGUGAAUCUCCCGCAGUCUCAAAUAUUUGGAGGGCUCUAACUGUUUUUCUUCCAUAGAUUUUCCCUGUGUUAAACACCACCCAUCGUCCCUAGCCCAGACUUCUUAUCCCCACAGCAUAAUAUGUCCACCACCAUGUUACACUAUGGAAAUGUUGUAUUCAGGGUAAUGGACAGUUUUUGUGCAGUAAGCCAAAACGUUUAAUUAUGGUCUCAGCUGACCAGAGCACCUUCUUAAACAUUCUCAGAUGAUGUAUUGAGUAGUGCUCUGUUAGAUGUUAAUAGCUUGAGACAAUGUUUUAUAAUCUCACUUUUUCUCCCUGACCUGCCUGCUGUAACCCUUGGUCUUCAUGAUGCUGAUUGUUCACUAAAGUUCUCUAACAAACCUUUGAGGCUGGAUUUAUACUGAUAAUGAAUCACACCCAGGAGCACUCUGUUUACAAAUUAGGCCCCUGAAAAGUAUUUGCUACUGUACUAGAUUUGAUUUAGGGAUAUCAGAUUAAGGUGUAGAAUGCAUAUACACACCACACUUUUCAGAUUUUUAUUUAUUUGAAAUAAAAUGAAAACUAUGUACACUUUCAUUAUACCUCACAGCUAUGUAUCUAAAACAUAGAAUCCCUAUAAGAUACACAGAAGUUUGUGAUUUUAACGUGACAAAUUGUGAAAAAACAAGGGGUAUAAAUACUUUCACAAAAUUAAAAACUGUGCAAAUCUUGCACACAUGCAUGGUGUUUGAAAAAUAUAUACAGCUAAGCCCAAAAUCUCUGGCAGAUUUAGGUUCAAAGUAAGCUGCUCAUUUCACCAACAUGUUCUACUGACUAAAAGUAAUUUUAAGGUUUUGGAGCGACACAACCAGAGUGUCCAGUUUUGGAGGGAGCUAAAGAUUAGGGAAUGGCAGGGAGGCCUUCCAACCUCUAGGACUUGGAGCUCAUCACCAAAGAUCAACUGACAAGUGAAUUAUUGAGAAGAUAAUUGAGAAGUGUGGAAAAAUAUUUUGACAUGCAAAUUUGUAAUAAAAUAUGAAUAAAAACAGAUUACGUAUUUUUUCAAAACCGAUCCUCCUUUUAAAUUGUUCUAUUAUCUUUUAAAAGAUGCCUGUCUCAUUUCCUGUCAGAAAUAAAGUUUUUAGUUGAAUGGAAAUCAUUUGAAACCUAAGUCUGCCAGGAGUAUUAAUCAUGUUAGGCUUAACUGUAACUUUCCAGACAUUAUAACAAAAGUAAACCAAAUCAAAUGAGUAUCUGCAUGUUCUUCUGUACAGAUAUGCAUUUUUAGCUUCAGUUUUGUAUUCAUGGUAUGGAGGUCUUUAUAGUGUGUACUGACCCCAGCGGGUUGUGUCAGCUUUCAGCAUGUGCCUUAUUUUAGCCAGCGCUCUAAUCACAGCUCAGCCUCAUAAUAACACAAAGUGAAUCAAGUCUUUGUCGUUUGUCCAUCCAGGAAUAGAUGUCAAGGAUUAAUCACAUCUGCUUUAUGAAAAAGGCCCCUGUCUGGUAAUUCUGUCAUUGCGCAAUAACUGCUAAGGGGCUGAGUGAGAUAAACUGGCGUACCAAUUAGAUGUGUAACUUCUAACGUUAUAAAAAAUAAAGUAAAACGUUCAGUCUGUUUCUGUUAUGUAACAGCUCCAGCUGAUGCAGUUGUUUGGAGUUUCUCAGCGUGAGAACGCGAUAGGAAAACGUCAGCACCACGGUGUUGCACUCUGGAGAAUUUAGUGUCAUUUAAGAAUAAUGUUUUGUAUAUUUGGUCUAAAAUGAUCUUUGACCUCCUGAUGUGAAAUAGACAUGUUUUAGGGAACUAUCUUGAUCAUUGCAGACUUUAUAACUAACUUAGUUCCACAACAAUGUAUUACUCUGAUUCUAACAGCCAUGCAAUACUAAUGGGCAGUUUUUCACAGUGAGAAAUGAACAAAUGAAAUAAUUUUGGUUGUUAUUUGAAUCUGAGAUGUCUUGUGUUACACUGUGUUGCACUUUUGAUCCUCUAACUUGUUAUUCUCUCAGAGAAAUUUUACAUAAAUUUGUGAAAACACA
Molecule: messenger RNA, 4696 nt
Organism: Girardinichthys multiradiatus
Lineage: Eukaryota; Metazoa; Chordata; Actinopteri; Cyprinodontiformes; Goodeidae
Gene: gjb8
Product: gap junction protein beta 8
Exons: 2
Coding region: 214-993 (259 amino acids)
Biological process (GO): cell communication
Cellular component (GO): connexin complex
Source: RefSeq, a predicted model, not a curated record